AUGAAGAAGCAACUUGUAAUCACUCUUCUUAUUCUCACUUUAAUAACAACAGAUAUGGUAGAAGGGACAAAGAAAACAUAUGGGGUAUACGACAACAACAACUCUGUAAAAUUGUUUGUAUUUGGAGACUCCUAUGUAGAUACAGGCAAUUUCUUGAACUCAUCUUCGUAUAAACCUCCUUAUGGAAUCACAUUUCCUGGUAAACCUGCUGGAAGAUUUUCAGAUGGUCGUGUUCUCACGGAUUACAUUGCUUCGUUUUUGAAAAUUGAAAGCCCUACACCAUACUCUUUGAAGAAUUCCUCGAAUCUACAAUAUGGAAUCAACUUUGCUCAUGGAGGAACUGGUGUUUUCCAAACAUCGAUCAAUGGACCAAACAUGACCGUUCAAAUCGACUCACUCGAGAAACUAAUCAAACAAAAUGUCUAUACCAAACAAGACCUUAAAUCUUCCAUUGCGCUCGUAAGCGCUUCUGGCAACGAUUAUGUUGCCUUUGUAAGCAAUAGAAGCAUUACCGAGAUAAAAUCUUUCACUACAUUGCUUAUCAAGCAAUUAUCGUUAAAUGUUCAACGCAUCCAUAAUUUAGGAAUAAAUAAAAUAGCAAUUGGGUUAUUGGAACCUAUUGGCUGCAUGCCUCCAAUAACUCAGGUAAUUUUUCAUCUUACUUGCGUUGAUCUUCUAAAUUUGGUAUCUGAAAAUCACAACCAAUUACUUCUCAAGAAUUUGCUACAACUUAACCAGCAACUUGGAAAAUCAGUUUUUGUUCCACUAGACCUUUACAACGCUUUCCUAUCUACAAUUGAAAUGAUGCAGAAAAAUCGCUAUGAAAAUUCAGCUCUAAUGAAUCCAUUAGAAUUGUGUUGUAAGGGAGAGAGUUUGGAAAAUUCUUGUGGAAGUGUGGAUGAUAAUGGAGAAAAGAAAUAUAGUUUGUGUGAGAAGCCAGAGGUUUCAUUCUUUUGGGAUACAGUUCACCCUUCUCAAAAUGGUUGGAAUGCUGUCUACAAACAAUUGCAAUCAUCUCUUGGUCAACUUAUUGAAAAAAAUUAA
Molecule: messenger RNA, 1044 nt
Organism: Lathyrus sativus (Indian pea)
Lineage: Eukaryota; Viridiplantae; Streptophyta; Magnoliopsida; Fabales; Fabaceae
Source: the annotation of a GenBank genome assembly